CCGAAAAGUAUUCAUGAGAAUGUUCAGGAGAGGUGUACAUAGAGAGAAAACUUAAACUUCUGAUCUAGAUGACAUUUCUAGAGAAUGAGUGUUACACAUACAAACGGAUUUACUCCGGCCAGCGAAGCCUUGAAAGCCAGAAGAAAGGGUUCUGAUCCACUCAUUUCUACAGCCAGAGGCAAACUUCAGUCCCGCAGAUCCAAGGUGAAUGAUCAAAUAAACAGAGAACUUCGUAUGCGAAAUGGAGCUGAAAAUUUGUUUAGGGCCACUGGUAACAAGAGACUGAAGGAACUCGUGGCUGUAGAGCUGUCAUUCUUCAACUCCAACAUCCAGUUAUUGAAGGAGGAACUGUCUGAUCUCAACAGCUCAGUUCUAGUGUACCAACAUGACAAUGGUACACACACAGUUCCCAUGAUUCCUUUGGGCCUGAAGGAGACUACAGAGUGUGACUUAGCUGUACCCAUUAAGGACUUUAUUUUGGAGCAUUACAGUGAAGAUGGGACUCGGUACGAAAAAGAAAUCCAGGAGUUAUGUGACCUCAGACAGGACAUGCGAACUCCACAGCGAAAUGAGUCUGGGGUUGAGUUGUUGAUUGAGUACUUUAAUCAGUUACACUUUAUUGAGAGGAGAUUCUUCCCUCCUGACCGAGUUCUUGGUGCUCACUUCCACUGGUAUGACUCUCUAACAGGUGUACCCAACACACAAAAAACAAUGGGCUUCGAAAAAGGCAGUGUUUUAUUCAAUAUUGGUGCUUUAUAUACACAGAUAGGCUGUAAACAGGAUAGGACAACUCAUGCAGGAGUACAGGACGCCAUCAGUAAUUUUCAGAAAGCUGCGGGAACCUUCCGCUAUUUACACAAUCACUUCACUAAUGCUCCCAGUAUGGAUAUGCAGCCCCAUACACUGACCAUGCUUAUACAGCUAAUGAUGAGUCAGGCCCAGGAGUGUGUGUUUGAGUGUAAGGUGUUGGGUGGUAAUACCAAUGGACUCCUAAGAAAUGUCAGAUGUGCUCAAGAAGCAGUAGUGGUGUCCCAGAUGUAUGAUGACACAAAGUUACUGAUGACCGCAGAACCGGUCAAGGACUACAUUCCGUACUCAUGGGUCUCCAUGGCGAUGGUGAAAUCUCAAUAUUACAUGGCAAUGGCACAUACUCACAUGGCAAUGGCUAUCAUAGACUGUUCUGAUGAAAAUGAUAGUCAGUCUUUAACUGAAUUCAUGGAGGCUCUACAGAACACAAAGGAAGUGGACACAGAGAACAACAGACUGAGCAUGCCUCAAACUGAGGAGGAGAGAAUUACACUGGGAAAAGCUCACCUCAAAGGUGCACUCAACUGCCAUGAAGAGGCUCUCAGAUUACAUGACUUGUGUAAACAACUGAGAAAAAUCGAUACCUUUCAGGACAUUUUAAAGAAGGCCCAUGACAGGUGCUUGGAGAAGUUUUCAUCUUUGGAAGAGGAGGAUGAUUUUACAGAAGUUCUGAUGUUUCCUAAAAUAAACCCCAAAACAUCUCAAAAUGUCUCCCCAGUUUCUCCAGAGUUCAGAAAUAUCAGUGUGGUAGACAUUUUCAAGAGACUGGGCCCUAUAACAAUAUUCAAUGCCAAAAAUGAAUGGUCUGCACCAAGAACAGUAACUCUGGAUCGUAAUCCGGAUCAGGGAUUUGGAUUCAGUGUCCGUGGAGAUGCUCCAGUCCGUGUAGCAGAAAUUGAACCAGGCAGUGUUGCUGAGGUGGGCAAACUGAAAGUUGGAGACUUGGUAGUAGCUGUAGGGGACACAGACACAAAGUGGGCGAAACACGACGAAGUAGUGAAUCUUGUCAGACAAUGUGGCAACCAUUUAGUUCUCAGACUAGUCACCCCCAACAUCCCCCAAGAUCAGGAAGCUAGUCACUCAGGCUCAUCCCCUGGGACUCCACGUGCUCCCUUACGAAUGCAGAGCCCGAGGGAGAGCCUAUCAACUCAGAGCAAUAAAUCAAAUCGUAGUCGACUUAGUGCACCCUGGAUAUUCAUGAGGAAAGGUUCUAAAGAAAAGCAGGAUAAACCAGAAAAGAGCAAAGAAAUGGAGGAUGGGGAGGCUUUCCUUCACUGAUUAGCAUCUGUUCUGUUUGAUAUGAUUGGUUAGUGAAAUAAUCUGUUCUGUUUGAUAUGAUUGGUUAGUGUAAUAUUGUGAUGUCAUUUCCUUGUCAGAGGCUCCGCCCAUUGACCUGACAGCAGCUAACACAUUUGUGUAAACAAUAAGUAAAGGUGAUGGUGGGGAAAAAAGAAAAAAGAGAGGUUUAAUAUUGUUCAAUUACCCCCCCCCCCCCCCCACACACACACACCCCCUCACAAACAAGAAAUAAUGUUUGUGACUUUCUUUGGCAGAUUUUUUGUAUUCAUACAAAAGAUGCAUUUUAUAUUGCACCUGUAUGAUUCAGGGGUUACGUGUCAUAUCUGUCAUUUUAUUCAGUUUUAAGAUGUCGUGUUUCAAAGAGCUCUAUAUUAAUCCAUAUAGUGUGUAGCUUUCUGAUUUUACUGAUCAGCAAAAAGUGAAUACUUGCUCAUAUGAGUCCUAUGUCCAGUUCUGUCCCCCUUGUACUUCACUCCGAGUGCUCAAUUUGGUGGCAUGUUUUGCUGCCUUUAUGUAUUAUAUACCAGUGCUUAUGGAAUUGCCAAACUUUCAUGAAGAAUCAAAAGCAUUUUGCCUCAGUGUAGGUUUAGUUUACUUCAGUAUUCUUUUUCAUUAACUAGAAGAUAGAUUUAAAUCAUUUUUGGCAGAGUUAUGAGUAUUUUUCUAGCUUUUGAAUUUAGGCUUUGAAAUAUUGUACCCCAAAGUUGUUAUACAAGUCAUAUUUUUACAAAUGACAUACAGGUAGCAUUAUUAUUGUUACAUGCUGCUUUUGAAAGUCUCUAUUUUGUAGAAUUGAUUUAAUGAACAAGAAAAUCACAAAAUUAAGAUAAUAGCAACAGUCAUGAAAUAAUAAUCAUACAUAUACAUAUAUUCCUGGGGUAGGAGGUCAUGUGUAAUUGAAAUGUCAUACAGUUUUAUGCAUACAUCUCUAAAUCCUUGCAAUGGUGUAUAUUCUCUUAGCCGGUAGAAAAAUUGUCUUUAAUCAAACCGUGUAUGCAUAAUGUAAACUAAAAAUCAAUAUGGCAUUGAUUGUACGUAUAGGUUGUAAAUGGUGUACUCAGUAUAUUUACAAUAUUGAAAUCCAUUAGCCAAUGUAUAGAUAGAUAAUAAUCUUUUUUUUUUUAAUUAAUAUAAAUGGAAAUAUUUAAGUAUUAUAUUUUUAUAACUGUCUAGUUAGUCAAAAGUUCCAUAUCAAUCAUAUGUAAUCUUUGUUCAUUUGUUUUUAUGCAGUUCAGUUUUGGAUAAGAUAAUCAAAAUUUUUCAUAUCUGUACGUUGUGAUAAAAAAAAAAUAUUGACUUAAAAAUAUAGUCCAGAUAAAAAUAUCCUGACAUGGCCUUAUUGAUUAUAUACUGUCCUUACAAUUUAUAAUGAAAUUUAUAAAAAAGACAUGUUUAUCUUGUGUUGUCUUUUAAAUGUCUAUAAACUAGAAUAGAAAACACAAAGAGAUUGAAUUAGAUCAUUCAUUACUGUAUAUUUAAAUGCAUAUUUAAUCACUAAUACUAGGAUUUACUUAAGCUUGACCUACAGUGAGGAAGCAAUUUAUUUUUGCAAAUAGACAUUUUUAUACAUUUUCAGACUUUCUAAUUUAUUGUCAACAAAUCACACUGCAUUUUAUAUGGUGGAGGUGUUUUGAAAUAUUGCUUAAUGUACAAUUAUUGCAAGCACUUACAAUGAUUGAUUAUUUUUUUUAUGAAAACACCUCUACACAAGUCAAGUGUGCCAAAAUAUAAAUCAUAUUGUGAUGUAGAUAGAUAAGGUUUUAAGUAUUAAGACUGUAUUGUGAUAACUAUCAUACAUCUAUUUGUGUAUUGUUAAAGUGUCCACAUAUAUAUAUAUAUUAUAUAUAUACAUAUAAUGUUUAGAGUAUUUAUAUACACAUGUACAUAUAUUAUACAAGCCAUUUGUUACUUGUGUAAGUUAAUAUAGGAUAGAGUUUGCAUUCUUGGUUCAUCAAAUGUUCUUCGCAAAUUUUGCAGUAGAUAAAAGUUACUGUCUCUGCUCUGUGAUGCUUCUUAUAUUUAAAAGAAAGCAAUGUUUAUAUAAAUUUACUAAGAUUUAGAGCAAAAGCAAUCAACAUUUAUGUCCGUAUGUUUUUAUGUCAAGUUGAUGUUAAAUUUUACAUUUACAUAUGUAAUUACACAUCUAUUGUAUACCCAUUUCAGUACUGAAUGUAUGUGUGUAUAAUUGUUUAUUAAUGCGAGGGAGCUUUUUCAAUACUCAAUGUACAAGAGAAAGGAAAUACAGGAAAAUAUUCUGUCUGACAAGCAAUAAAAUAUUAUAUAUCAUUUUU
This is a messenger RNA of Saccostrea echinata, 4397 nucleotides long. RefSeq names its product rhophilin-1-like. Lineage: Eukaryota; Metazoa; Mollusca; Bivalvia; Ostreida; Ostreidae. Gene Ontology annotation, biological process: signal transduction; negative regulation of stress fiber assembly. The coding region runs from base 85 to 2085 and encodes 666 amino acids. Gene Ontology annotation, molecular function: protein binding. The record is from RefSeq and is a predicted model, not a curated record. The transcript is spliced from 15 exons.